CGAGCAGAAACCCUUUACAGCAGACACACUUUACGGCAAGCAUCAAAGCGUGAGGAAAGUUAGCCGGGUAGCUAACAACAACCGCUCUCUUGGUGAACUGUUCAGCGAUAUACUUUCUACAUUUACAUUAGGUUGACCGACCUGCCGACAUGGACGUGGGCGAACUCCUCAACUACCAGCCCGACAGAGGAGCGAAGAGAAUCCGGGACGAGGAGGGAGGAGGCGAGGAGGCCAGAGGCGGUAAGCAGCUGAAGGGGGCUAGGGAUCUAGCCCGCCACAGAGAUGCAGCACUAGGACCUGGGGACGACCCGGACCAGGAGGACACCAGCGAAGACAGGAAGAGGAUCCUGGAGAAGCUGAUGGACUCGGAAGAGGAACCUGAGGGCGAGCCGGUGGACGAGAGCUCCGUGAAGAAGAUGAUCCUCACCUUUGAGAAGAGAUCCUACAAGAACCAGGAGCUGAGGAUCAAGUUCCCCGACAACCCCGAGAAGUUCAUGGAGGCGGAGCUGGACCUGAACGACAUCAUCCAGGAGAUGCAUGUGGUGGCCACCAUGCCCGACCUGUACCACCUGCUGGUGGAGCUCAACGCCGUGCACUCCCUGCUGGGCCUGCUGAGCCACGAGAACACUGAUAUCGCCAUCGCGGUGGUGGACCUGCUGCAGGAGCUGACGGACAUCGACACGCUGCAGGAGAGCGAGGAGGGGGCCGAGGUGCUCAUCGACGCCCUGCUGGAGGGUCAGGUGGUGGCCCUGCUGGUGCAGAACAUGGAGCGUCUGGACGAGCAGGUGAAGGAGGAGGCGGACGGCGUCUACAACACGCUGGCCAUCGUGGAGAACAUGGCGGAGUUCCGUCCCGGUCUCUGCACUGAGGCCGCACAGCAGGGGCUUAUGCAGUGGCUGCUCAAGAGAGUCAAGGCAAAGCUGCCCUUUGAAGCCAACAAGCUGUACUGCAGCGAGAUCCUGGCCAUCGUGCUGCAGAACAACGACAGCACCAGGGAGCUGCUGGGGGAAAUGGACGGCAUCGAUGUCCUUCUGCAGCAACUCUCGGUGUUCAAGCGCCACAACCCUUCCACGGCGGAGGAGCAGGAGAUGAUGGAGAACCUGUUCGACAGCCUCUGCUCCUGCCUCAUGCUGUCGGCCAAUCGGGACCGCUUCCUCAAGGGGGAGGGGCUCCAGCUCAUGAACCUCAUGCUCAGAGAGAAGAAGAUGUCCAGAACAAGCGCCUUGAAGGUCCUGGACCACGGCAUGACCGGACCCGAGGGGACCGAUAACUGCCAUAAGUUUGUCGACAUUCUGGGGCUCAGAACCAUCUUCCCACUCUUCAUGAAGACGCCCAAGAAGAUGAAGAAGGCCGGGCUGUCGGAGAAGGAACACGAAGAGCACGUGAGCUCCAUCAUCUCGUCCAUGCUGAGGAACCUGAAGGCCCAGCAGAGGAGCCGGCUGCUCAGCAAGUUCACCGAGAACGACUGUGAGAAGGUGGACAGGCUGAUGGAGCUCCACUUUACCUACCUCGAGGCGGUCCAGCAGGCUGACAAGAGGAUCGAGGGCGAGAAACACGAGAUGGUGCGUCGGGGGGAGAUCCUGGACGACGGCCUGGAGGAUGAGUUCUACCUCAGACGUCUGGACGCCGGCCUGUUCGUCCUGCAGCUCAUCUGCUACAUCAUGGUGGAGAUCAGCAACUCUGGCAUCGCCCAGCUGCAUCAAAGGGUGCACCAGAUCCUCAACCUGAGGGGAGGGUCCUUGAAGGUGGUGAGACACAUCAUGAGAGAAUACGCUGAGAGCAUCGGCGACGGCAAGGCCACCGAGUUCAAGGAGGCCGAGAAGAAGAGAAUCAUGGACCUCCUGGAGAACUUCUGAUCACAGACACACACACAGACACACACACACACACACACACACACACACACACACACACACACACACACACACACACACACACACACACACACACACACACACACACACACACACACACACACACACACACACACACACACACACACACACACACACACACACACACACACACACACACACACAGUCCCUGAAGGAGGAUCCAGUUGUAUUUGUGGUCGGAUUCAGCCUCUCUGAAGGAGCUCAGAUUGGAUCUGGUUGAUUCGUCUCCAUGCUGAGCUCUGCUGGGCUCACAUGACUCUGCAGUCUCCGUCUCUAUGACAACACCGGUUCCAGAGAGAGGCAAAAAUAAAUAGAAACUAACGCAGAGCAAUCGGAUCAAACGACAUCGACGCUCCCGAUUGGCUGGCGUUGACGUCGGGUCGAUGUUAAUUGGGUCAAUCAGAGAUGGCAGCAGGAUUGACCUAUGUUUCGAGAUAGGGGAAGGCUGGGUUUGAACGCCAUAGCUCUGAAGUGAUCUCCUGUAUACAUAUGACACCAUGGUCUGACAACUGGGACGUGUGGUAUUUACAAUUAGACUCCCUCACCCACACAGAAACACUCACACUCAGACAUAUACACACAUGCGCACAAACUCUUGGGUAUUUUACUUACUUGUUUUAGAUUUACAUGUAAAAUAUUUUGUACCGAAACAUUUGUUAAUAAAAUGCUACUCGAAGGUU
Molecule: messenger RNA, 2575 nt
Organism: Gadus morhua (Atlantic cod)
Lineage: Eukaryota; Metazoa; Chordata; Actinopteri; Gadiformes; Gadidae
Gene: ctnnbl1
Product: catenin, beta like 1
Exons: 16
Coding region: 150-1856 (568 amino acids)
Cellular component (GO): spliceosomal complex
Source: RefSeq, a predicted model, not a curated record